This is a messenger RNA of Ilex paraguariensis (yerba mate), 607 nucleotides long. The record is from the annotation of a GenBank genome assembly. NCBI's taxonomy places the organism in Eukaryota, Viridiplantae, Streptophyta, Magnoliopsida, Aquifoliales, Aquifoliaceae.
GAAACCAUCAUUAAAAGCACAAAGCCAAAGAAGGGAGAAUAUAACAGAGAAUCACCAGGAAUACAAGAAGGGUUCUGUGGAAGCAUCAAUGGAAACACAGAUGCAGAUACCGGAGCAGCAACAAUCACAGAUGCUGCGCAUGAAGAAAUCAGGAAUUAUUAGUUUCAGUGACAGCCCAAUGAAUGAAGACAAGGAGGAGGAGAUGACAAAGUCAGCUCUUUCUGUGUUUCGGGCUAAGGAAGAAGAGAUCGAGAGGAAGAAGAUGGAAGUCAGGGACAAGGUUCAGGCUCAGUUGGGCCGCGUGGAAGAAGAAACCAAGAAGUUGGCUGAGAUUCGCGAGGAGCUUGAAGCUCUUGCAGAUCCAAUGAGGAAGGAAGUUUCAAUUGUACGAAAGAAGAUCGAUGUGGUCAAUCGAGAGUUAAAGCCAUUGGGACAGACCUGCCAGAAGAAGGAAAAGGAAUACAAAGAAGCCCUUGAAGCUUUGAAUGAGAAGAACAAGGAAAAAACUCAACUGCUAACCAGAUUGAUGGAGUUGGUGAGCGAAAGUGAGAAAGUAAGGAUGAAGAAGCUGGAGGAGCUGAGCAAGAACAUAGAUUCCCUUGUCUAA